AUAGAAUAACCCUAGUUAAUUAUCACCUACCUCAAAAUUAAAUCCCAGCCCAAACCUUUCAACUUACCUGCGCGGCUGCGCCUCCUCUCACGCAAACUGGAAGAACGUGGAGCUCAGGAGUCAGGACUUCGAAGAAUAGUAGGAAGGUCGAAGAACGAUUGACGAAGACGGAGUGGCGCCUGUGGUUACGACCAAGCGACAAAGACGCGAACACCAGGGCCCUGUGUCGGCCGUUCUUCCUCUCCCCGGAUCCGGCCCUGCCUGCGGACUGCGGCCUCUGCCUCCAGCUCCACUGCUCCAGGGGUCCGCUCAGUCCAGUUUCCAGCUUCAAGAUUACACCAUCAGAGCCAACCAGUCCACUAGUCUCUGGCAGAGUUUAUUAGUGGUGCCGAUCUAGUCCUCCGAAAUUCCGUCUUCUCAAGUAAUUGGCAAGAGUGCUACCAGUUAUGCCUUUCACAUGAACAAUACACGGUCCGCCCGAGCCUUGUCCAUGACGUUGGUCCAAAGUUGCUAGAGUUCCUCAAUUACUGCAUUGCUCUUUAUUCUUUUGGAAAGGGUACUGUUUGAAGAUCACAUUAGCUUCUCUUUGAGGCAUAUUGUCAAACUCCUGGUGCUCUGUAAAGACGAUUGAUAACUGGUCAAGAUGGAUGUCGAUGCUGAGCCUACAAUGGAUGAAACUAUUUUGAUCGAUGAAGAUCUAAUGGUGGGCCCACCAUCACCAAUCAUUCCACCAGAGAUAGCGUCUCAUGUUCUUGAAGGCAUUGAUACUUGUGAUGGGCUUUUAAGGAAUCUUUUCCUAUGCUUACAAGUCAAUGAUAUUGAACCAUUCUGUCAAGAUGAGAUUAUCAUGUAUCAACAAUGUGCAGAAAAAAGGGACAAGGAGCUAAGACAACGACUUCAAGAUAGUGAGCAUAAAUUAGGGCUGUCAAUGCCUCUAGAGAAAGCAAAAGAGCGAGCGAUCCAUCUAGAAUCUGAAGCUACCUCUCUAGAGAGACGCUUUAUAUUGGCAAGUGGAGUUGAAGGCAUGGAAGGAUUUCGACAGAGGUGGAGUCUCCACGGUCGCAUGACUGAUACCAAGAAAAGGCUAGAGUCUCUAAAGCAGGGUAUAGAGAGUAGAAGAAAGGAUGACAAGCCAACUGGAAAUACCUUCACCAGCAACAAGUGGUUCUUCUGGUGAUCUGCGAUGCACAGGUAUAAAGAUAUUGAGCCAUGCUAUGGUAUCUGUGUAUCCGAUGAUAUCUGAGACCAAUUUUUAUAGAUACACAAACAGUAUGAAUCAGGACCGUACCAUGUGAUACUCAUAUGCUUAGCCCAAAGCAUGUAUGUAAGCUAUCCCCCCC
Messenger RNA from Cuscuta europaea, 1340 nucleotides. Lineage: Eukaryota; Viridiplantae; Streptophyta; Magnoliopsida; Solanales; Convolvulaceae. The record is from the annotation of a GenBank genome assembly.